Messenger RNA from Malania oleifera, 648 nucleotides. Its product is annotated as transcription factor CPC-like. Lineage: Eukaryota; Viridiplantae; Streptophyta; Magnoliopsida; Santalales; Ximeniaceae. The coding region runs from base 137 to 364 and encodes 75 amino acids. The record is from RefSeq and is a predicted model, not a curated record. The transcript is spliced from 3 exons. Gene Ontology annotation, cellular component: nucleus. Gene Ontology annotation, molecular function: transcription cis-regulatory region binding. Gene Ontology annotation, biological process: cell differentiation.
ACCCAUCAAAGGCUGAAACUACCAGUCCUACAGCCCUCCUCCACUACUGGCUCCUCAAAAUCUAUAUAUAUACCAUUGCAACCCUGUACUGCCCGUAGACCUCCUCGACUUCCUCUGCUGCUGUUCUUGUGAAGAAAUGGGUGACUCAGAUCACAUCUCUGACCACCGUAAUAAUGAGGAUGCAAAAGAUGUUCCCAAUCAGGAACCCAAGCUGGAGUUCUCUGAGGAUGAAGAACAACUCAUAGCCAGAAUGUUUAACUUGGUUGGAAAGAGGUGGCCUUUAAUAGCUGGGAGAAUCCCAGGAAGAACUGCAGAAGAGAUCCAAAAGUAUUGGACUUCAAAGCAAUCCUCGUCGAGGAAAUAGCUAGCUAGCUAGCUAGCUUGUGAAUUGUGAUGCGCAGUCUUGAAAUUGGUUGUUCUAAAUAGAAAAUUUGCCAGGAGUGCUUUUAGUCAAUACAUAUGUGAAAGGCACCUCUCGUCAUGCUUUUUCUGAUUAAUGUAAAUUUGCAUAGAUGCAUUUUGGGGGACAUGUUUUCGGGCAAUUGUAAGUUUUCAACUCCAUGAUUGCAUAGAUUUAUGUACUGGUUUUUUCUUGUGGAACCCAAUAGAUUUUUUUUUUUGUUUGGAAUUGAGCUUAUGAAUUUCUGC